Messenger RNA from Debaryomyces fabryi, 285 nucleotides. It is a transcript of the gene CTR2, whose product is annotated as low-affinity Cu transporter. The record is from RefSeq and is a predicted model, not a curated record. Gene Ontology annotation, cellular component: membrane. The transcript has a single exon. Gene Ontology annotation, biological process: copper ion transmembrane transport. Bases 1 to 285 code for a protein of 94 amino acids. Gene Ontology annotation, molecular function: copper ion transmembrane transporter activity. Lineage: Eukaryota; Fungi; Ascomycota; Pichiomycetes; Serinales; Debaryomycetaceae.
AUGGGAUACGAAUUCGCUAAGUUUUGGUUUACCAAGUGGGAGAAAGGCCACAUCAAUCUUGUAUUGGGUGCAACUUCCAAUUCUAACUCCCUGGCUAUAACUCAGUACAAAUUGAAGCGGUCAUUAUUCUACGGCUUUCAAGUGGGAUACUCUUUUAUGCUAAUGUUGGUGUUUAUGACCUACAAUGGGUGGUAUAUGAUAGCCGUAGUUAUCGGUGCUGCAAUAGGAAACAACAUAUGGGGGUCACUUACCGAACCCACUGAAUCUUCUAUGGCCUGUCAUUAG